Messenger RNA from Chenopodium quinoa (quinoa), 766 nucleotides. RefSeq lists its product as uncharacterized. Gene Ontology annotation, molecular function: zinc ion binding. The record is from RefSeq and is a predicted model, not a curated record. Lineage: Eukaryota; Viridiplantae; Streptophyta; Magnoliopsida; Caryophyllales; Amaranthaceae. The coding region runs from base 30 to 509 and encodes 159 amino acids. The transcript is spliced from 2 exons.
GGAACAGAUUGAAGCUGCUGAAACAGAUUAUGUCGUUUGUUAGCUCUUCCCCUCCUGAGGCUAGAAAAUGUAAGUGUGGUGUGCCAAUGGCCAAGCUCACUAGCUGGACAAGGGAGAAUCCAGGCAGGAAGUUCAUAUCAUGUAAGUUUUAUGACCCAAUAACUGAAACAAGGGGUUGCAAAGCUUUCGAAUGGGUUGAUCAACCUGAUGGAACAGAUUGGCAAACAGGGGUUAUCAACAACCUGUUGUUGGAUAAGAAGCUGCUAAAGGGUGAAGUUAAUGAAUUGAAAAGGGAAGUUGAUGAAAUCAGUGGCCAAAGGAGGUGCCUACUUAAUGAAGUUGAUAAUUUGAAGAUGAGAUGCAAGGCCUUGAACGCUGACAGGAAGAGAAUGAACAGGGAGUGCAAUGAAGGGAAGGUGUCUUCAAUCAGCUGUUUUGGUUGGGUGGGCAUGGCCAUUUGUAUAGGUUUGUCAAUGGGUGUAGUUUUCCUAAUGGCUAAGGGUGUGUAAUAGUAAGUUGUAUUAAGUAGUUAUAAUUUCUUGUAAUGACUUGAAGUGUUAUAAAUAUGUCUUUUAAUCAACCUAUUUAUGCCUUGUCUAAGUUGUUAAAUUGAGAAUGUUUAAACAUUGGAAAAGGAUUUAAACAUGUGAAACAUUAAAACAUGGGAAAUAUGUGAAACACUAAGAUAGUUCAAGUACAGGUUGACAAAAGAACCUUACUUCAACAUGUUUCAAUGGCAAUCAAAGCCAUGCAACCAUUACAAUUC